Messenger RNA from Momordica charantia (bitter melon), 467 nucleotides. Lineage: Eukaryota; Viridiplantae; Streptophyta; Magnoliopsida; Cucurbitales; Cucurbitaceae. The record is from RefSeq and is a predicted model, not a curated record.
UGGUAAGCCGAAGGUGGAACAAUGUCUAGUCCGGUGGGCCAGCCCACAACUCCACGACAUCGACGCAUUGGAAAAAAUGGUGGACCCCGCAUUGCGUGGGUUGUAUCCCCCAAAGUCAGUUUCAAGGUUCGCAGAUAUUAUAGCCCUUUGUGUCCAAUCAGAGCCGGAGUUUCGGCCUCCAAUGUCGGAGGUGGUUCAAGCCUUGGUAACGCUGGUCCAACGGUCCAGUAUGAAUGUCAGAGAUGACCUUGGAACCUCUCGACGAAUGGAUGAUUACGACUACUAAUAAAAUUACUUUACGUUUUCUUUUUUCGACAACUACACACAUUCCAAUCAUUCACUUUCUCAUUCGCAUUCUAUAUUUCAUUCAUCAAUACAAACAACAUUCGUCAUUAGAAUUAUAUUAGUCAUUGUAUCGUCUUUUCAUUUCCCCUUCCUAGUCGAGAGUUCUCAACUUUUUUCGUAUC